Sardina pilchardus (European sardine) is the source of this 5988-nucleotide messenger RNA. It is a transcript of the gene trak2, whose product is annotated as trafficking protein, kinesin binding 2. Lineage: Eukaryota; Metazoa; Chordata; Actinopteri; Clupeiformes; Clupeidae. Gene Ontology annotation, molecular function: GABA receptor binding; myosin binding. Gene Ontology annotation, biological process: mitochondrion distribution; neurogenesis; protein targeting. Bases 237 to 3320 code for a protein of 1027 amino acids. The transcript has 17 exons. Gene Ontology annotation, cellular component: cytoplasmic vesicle; dendrite; mitochondrion. The record is from RefSeq and is a predicted model, not a curated record.
CUCGCUUGUUCAUUGUCUAAACGUUAGAUUGGGCACUGACAGGGGCACAUGCACAUCCCACGGCGGUUUAAAACGUAUUUGACAGGUGAAAUGCGUCCUGAGUAGCCUCUGGCCCUCUGGAGCUGGAGCAGGAUGUGAUGUGACCGACCCUCUCCUCCCCUUCGGACCUCUGGUGUGUGUGUGUGUGUGUGUGUGUGUGUGUGAGUGGCAACGUUCACCCACACACACCACGCAGAAUGUUUGAGGUCAAACAAAUGAGUGUGGAGAAAAAGGAAGCUGCUACAGGAACAGAUGAGCGCGGUCGGGGCAGCAGCAGCUCGGGGGGCUCUCUGUACCUGUACGAGGGGCAGGACUGGGUCAUCUCGCCCGCUAGCUCGCCGGACGAGCCCAGCGCCAUCUCCCCCAUGCUGGCCGAGGAGACGCUCCGCUACAUGAUCCUCAGUGGAGAGAGGGUGGAGCAGAUGACCAAGACCUACAAUGACAUCGACGUGGUCACACACCUUCUGGCUGAGAGGGACCGGGACCUGGAGUUGGCUGCUCGGAUUGGCCAGUCGCUCCUGCAGAGGAACCAUGUGCUGCAGGAGAGGAACGAGUCGCUGGAGGAACAGCUAGCGCAGGCUCUGGACAGGGUGCACCAGCUGCAGCAUGAGGUGUGUAAGAAGGACGAGCUGCUGAAGAUGGUGGCGAGUGCGUCGGAGGAGAGCGAGACCGACUCCAGCUCGUCGGCCACGCCGCUCAAACACCCCCAGCCACCGGGGGGCGCCAUCAGCCUCAGCCAGCUGGAGGCGCUGCAGAGCAAACUACAGGACCUGGAGGAGGAGAACCUCUCCCUGCGCUCAGAGGCAUGUCACCUGAAGACCGAGACCUUCACCUACGAAGAGAAGGAACAGCAGCUGGUCAACGACUGUGUGAAAGAACUACGCGAGUCCAACAGUCAGAUGGUGACCCUGACGGACGAGCUGUCUAAGAAGACCGAGGAGCUGAUCCGCCACCAGGAGGAGAUCGCCCAGCUGCUCUCCCAGAUCGUGGAGCUCCAGCACAAAGUCAAGGAGCUGGCUCUUGAGAAGGAGGAGUUGAGGAUCCAUCUGCAAGCCUCCAAAGAUGCCCAAAGGCAGCUGACUGCAGAGCUGAAGGAGCUGGCAGAGCGUAAUGUGGAGUGUGUGGGGAUGCUGCAAGAGUCUCAGGAGGAGAUUAAGGAGCUGCGCAGCAAACAGAUGCCCUCUGCUGGCCUACGCAGGAACACACCCUACGGACUCUACCCCAUGGAAUCUCUUGCGGCUGAGAUUGAGGGCACAAUGAGGAAAGAGAUGAGUGUGGAUGAGGAAAUUGCCGUGCAGGACCAGAAGGUGUCCCAGAAGCGCGUGUUCCAGACGGUGCGUGCGGUCAACGAGACCGUGGAGCGGGUGGCCGCUAUGGCCCCGCCCCCAAUCCCGGGGUCCGGACGGAGCAGCGUGGUCAUGACCGCUCGCCCCUUCCUGUCUGGCCUGCAGGACGACGAGUCUGCCGACAUUGCCAAGGAGGCGGCGCGUCUCGGUCAGCCGGGCUCCCCGGGAGGAAGUGACCUCGCGUCGGCGCUGCACCGCCUCUCUCUGCGGAGGCAGAACUUCCUGUGCGAGCGGCAGUUCUUCCAGCAUGAGCGCGAGCGCAAGCUACAGGAACUAGCGCAGGAGUGCUCCCUGACGCUACACCACUGGCAGCAGUUGGCGCAGCCUCACCUGGGCAGCAUCCUGGACCCGCACCCAGGUGUGGUCACCAAAGGGUUCCGGCCGCUUCCGCAGGACGCCACGUACCGUCUGACCGACCUGGAGGAGGACGAGGAGGCCGAAGAGGAGGCGCGCGCCAACCGCAUAUGGGAGCUCCGCUGGGAGGAGAUGAAGAAGAGGGAGGAGAAGAGAGAGAGGGAGGAAGGGAGGAGAGACGAGAGGAGGAGAGAGGAGAGGAGAGAGAGGGAGAGGGAGCGGUGGAGGGAGGAGAGGAGAGAGAGGGAGCAGUGGGGAGAGGAGAGGAGAGGGGGAGAGAUGGAGGAGAGGGGGAGGAGAGAGAAGGAGAAGGAUGAAGGGAGAAGAGAGAGGGAGGAGGAAGAGGAGGAGGAGGAGGAGGAAGGAGGCAUCACGUUCCACGUCCAGUCUUCGUCCACGCCGGAAGAGAAGAACGAGAGGAGACCAGUCGCCAUGGAAAUGCCCCAUGGUCUACCACCGCUCUCUCUGUCGCCGCGGCGAUCGCCCGUCGUCAUGGCGACCGCUGCAGCGUCGUCCUUGACCCCUGCGACCCCUGUGAGCUGUGCCCUUCCUGUGACCUCUGAGCCGGAUAAUUCUGGAGCGUCUCAGGCCAGCCAGAAUGUCAGCUCUGCAGCGCCACUCUCUGCUGUGAACCCAGGGAAGUCACAGAGCUCCACCUUCUCCACCUACACCUUCACCACCUGUCGGAUCAUGCACCCCUGUGAUGUCACGCAGGUCACGUCCAGCUCUGUGUGUAGUCCGUGUGUGUCGGAGCAGCACACUCCGAGUUCCCUGCGGACGGGCCCCAGUACGCCGGUGACUCCGUGCCUGCUGAGCCUGGGCAACUCCUUCCCCCCGCGGCACCUCUCCACGGCGCCCCCUAAAGGCCUGGCCAAGCUCCUGCUGGAGCGCGGCAUCUCCGCUCAGGUCUCCGCGGAAACCGUCCCCCCGGCAGCAGCCGCCUCGGCACCCGCCCCUCGUAAACCGGCGUCCGUUCCCUUCCGCCUGUUGCCUAGCACCCCUCCGAACUCUCCCUCGCACUCGCCCUGUCCGUCCCCGGUCCCGUUCGACUCGCGUCCCGCCGCUGGUCACUCGUCGUCCUCAGCCACUUCCGCCGCCGCCGCCUCUGACAACUUCCUGGCGUCGCGUCCGGCGGAGCUCUUCCUGCAGGACGUCUACGGCGUCCGUCUGGGUCGAGCUCCCCGCCCCGACCUCCCGAGUCCCGAGAUCCCCGCCGCCGCCCCCUCCGCAGAUCCCGCCUCCAGCCUGGUGGAACGCCUGCGCAGGCUGGGAUUGGCUGCGGCGUUGCCGGGGGGGACAGCGGAUGCGGAGCCUAAACGUCCCCAGGACUCAACCUUCCUGGCCACCGGCGGAGGAAGCCUAUUGGACGGCCUGCGGCGGAAUCAGAGUCUGCCAGCUAUGAUUGGUCGAGGACCACGGGGGGCGGUGUCAAGCCCCUCCCACCCGACGCCGACACCUCCUCCGCCACACCCCACGUCAUUGGCUCUGCCCACUCCGCCCUGGGGACACCUGAAGCCACACCCCUCCUCCCGAAGACACGCCUCCCUCUCUCAUGGCCCGCCUUUUCAGAGUAACCACUAAAAGCCAUUGGAUAAUGGCGGAGGGGAGGGGAGUGAGUGGCAUUGCGUUGGAGGAGAGGCUUGCACUGACAGGAGAGACUUGAAGCUCUGCCCAGGUCCCCUCCUCAUCCAAUGAGAUAACUUUGCUUGCUUGAGACAACUGGGAUCGGAGGAGGAGGCCUUGCUUGUUUUUAUGUUUUUUAAAAAGCACAAUUGACAUGUUUGAGAUGGGAAAGCUCAUUGCCACAGUGUGUGUUUGACGUUGUGGGUUUCCGUGGCCUUAGCAUGUCUGUGAGGGGUAGAAGCGCCUGCCUAACUUCCUACUCUGCCCUCUUUUCCUGCUCUACUUCCUGUUUCCUUUUUCCUCUACUACCCUACUUCCUGUUUGAACAUUAUUCUGUUCCUGUCUCAUUGUGGCUCAUUUCCUGUGAACUCUGGAAGCUUAGAAGACCAGUCGGAGAUAGGAAGAAAGUGAGCCAGCAAGUUGAUGUGCUGAAUUCAGUUUGUGUUAAGAAAAGAAAAACGGGAAGUUUGUAACAGUUGGAAUGUGGAAGGUCAGAUGACAUGACAAAAUGCAGAGAUGUAAGGGAAGGGAAACGGAAAGCAAAAGUGACAGUUGAGGAAAAAAGGAAGUAGGGUUGAUACCGAUGGUCAAGCUUCCAGAGUUCCACUAGCUUUGGGCCUUUCUCUUGUGUUGAAGCCUUGGGCGUAAAAACCCCCUCUCCUGCAGUCUAUCCUGUACAUACCUGAAUCUGUAAACUCGUAAACUCUGUAGAGACUCUGGUCUAAGACUAGACUAAACUAGUGGAUGUCUAACGAUCUCUAAAUGAUCUCUCGCUCUGUAUAGGCUUUCAGUAUUACUCCAUAGUGACUGUUUGCUUUACUGCCAUUAGCUAGCCCAAGCCAAGAUCGCUAGAGAUGGACUGGCUCCUGGACACACCAACUCCAGGAUGCACUGCUGUGGAGGCCCCAAAUUACUGAAUAUUCUCCUCAGGGCUGGAGGGCAGGAGACAUCAGCUUGCUCUAGUGUGGAUCCAGAUGCGCUCCAGAGUUAGCCUAGCUGUUAGCGGGGUUAGCCUUAGCUAACAGGGUUAGCCUAGCUGUUAGCAGGGUUAGCCUAACAAGGUUAGCCUAGCUGUUAGCAGGGUUAGCCUAGCUGUUAGCAGAGUUAGCCUAGCUGUUAGCAGGGUUAGCAGUGGUAGCUUUUAAUAAACUGUAAAUUUAAGGGUUAGUUUGUAUAAAAGGGCAUCACUGGAGUUCUGUCACCAGAUAGGUAAGCUUCUGUUGUUUCCGAUCAUCACCACCUCCUUCUCGUGUUGGUUGCCAGCAGGGGUCUUUGCUGUCUUAAAGGACGUGCCCUGGUGUUUUUCACGCUAGGGGUGAUUGGCUAGGACGGAGGCAGCUAGCGCUAGCUAAUAAUACACAUUCUAUUCCAGCAAGCAAAAGGGCUUCAUGUACCAAGUAUACACACUUACUCCAGGGUGUUUGGUGUAGUGCCAGCCUAUAGCUCCGGUUAUCUGUCGGUGUUGAGGCACUGAGAAAUGGCAGAUUGUAGGAACAUUUUGAAGGGACUAGUUUAGCAUGCGUAGGAAUAUAAGGGUGCGUAGAGACUGCUAACGGAUAAAGGUUAAAGGUUAAAGGUUUUCUGAUAGUGUUAGAAGUGUUAAGGAAGCACUGAGGAUGAGAAGGGUAGUAAAGUCCCCCUACUGCUCGUUGACCUUUCACCUUCGCGACCUCUUGACCUUUGAUCCUCAGACCCUCUUUGAUCCCAAUAGAGGUCAUGUGACCUUAAGGGUCACAUGGAUAAUGUUCCGUCCCACUGCUCUCUAUUAUCAUUCGUUUAAUGCACUUUUUCAUUUUAAAUUCACUAAUAUUAUUAUUCAUAUUAUUAUUAAAAAAUAUUGUAAGGGACAGACAAGAUUAUUAUUAUUAUUAUUAUUAUUAUGUGAGGUUAGUAUUAGGUUUAACUAAUAUGUUUUAUCAGCAGAGGAUGUAAGACCUCAUCAUGUAUUUAACGCCAUUUCAUUUAGGAAUGAGAUUUUUAAAUAAUAUUCAGCAUAGCCUAUACAUGAAGCUUGUUCUUGUUUUUGUGGUUCCACAAACCAGGGAUUGUAAGAGUGCUUGUGUCUGAUCGUAAGCAGUGUGAAAAGCAACCAAAAAUACUUAUCCUUUUGUCCACCCUGCGCCGAUCCGGUUUGUGUUGAAACCGAACGGGUUUCUGUUCUCCUUAACGUUUAUGAUGUAACCAUGUUUUAACCAUCAGGGAUGUGAGCAGUGUGAUUCUGGGCUUCUCUGCUAGUGGCUGGCGUAAGGAGGAGGGGCGGAGCCUAUAAUUCCCUGUCGUUCCAAUCAGGGUUGAGGCUGGUGUUGAGUACUGAAUGAUGCCAGCUUUUAAAGCAGUGUGUGUGUCUGUGUGUGUGUGAGCGUGAGAGUGUGAGAGAGAGAGAGAGAGAGAGUGAGAGAGAGAGAGAGUGAGAGAGAGAGAGAGUGAGAGAGAGAGAGAGUGUGAGAGAGAGAGAGAGAGUGUGUGAGAGAGAGAGAGAGAGAGAGAGUGAGAGAGAGAGAGAGAGAGAGAGAGAGAGAGUGUGUGAGAGAUGGACCUAUGUGACCCCCCUCUGUGCUUGGCCUGUGUAAAGUUCCCAUGAUUCAUCCUGUUGCAUUGUUUUGUAAAAUAAAGCAAUUCAAAAACU